AUGGAGGGUCAUGAUAAUGACGAGAACAGAAAUCUCAGACGAAAUAUCUCAAGAAAGCUUGAUGUGAAUGCGAAAGUGGAGGUUUCUAUUCGUUUUGAUUUAGUUGUGGGCUAUCCAUUUGAAGGAUGGUUUGGUUGUCAUCGAAAAAGUGGAACUCCAUCUGCUUCUGAAAACCUUGUAAACCUGAAAAUGCUGACGGUGAUCAUGGGAGAAAGGUGUGGGAUGGAGUGCAUGGGGAAUAGGGAUGUGAGGAAGGGUAUUUGGAAAGGGGUGAGGAGUAUGGAAAUUGGGUUUCAAGGAUCGUGGCACCCUGGGACAGUUAUCCUGUGUGAGGAUUUGCAAAGGCGUGUCAGAUAUGACAAUAUUUUGGAUGAUAAUGGGGUAGAUUAUCUUGAGGAGGUAGUGAUUGUUUCAAAAGCUUUGGACGGUGAUAUUGAAGGUGCAAACUGCUACGCACGAGGGUCCAUUAGGCCAUUGCCUCCUUUGAUUGAGCUCGAUAAGCGGGACCUUAUAUUUGGUCUGUGUGUUGAUGUUAACUAUGCGGAAGCUUGGUGGGAAGGUGUUAUAUUUGACCAUUGUGAUGGAAUCGACAAGAGGAUUGUGUUUUUCCCUGAUUUGGGUGAUGAAAUGCAGGUUGGGAUUCAUCAGUUGCGGAUUACUCAGGACUGGGAUGAAAUUAUCGAGGAGUGGACCCGGCGAGGUAACUGGGUGUUUCUUGAUUUGAUUGAGGAGCAGAAGAGGAAAUUUUUUAUCGCAGUUUCGGCCAAGCAGAUUUGGUAUGAUUUACGCUCAAAAGAGGAAUUUGAGACGAUUAAAGAGUGGACAUGUAAUUUGAAGUACCUGUGGACAAAGUUGAUAACGAAGGUAGUUAAUCACUACUUAUCUCUUACACUAAAUGAAAUUAUUUCUGUCGGAAACCAUCCAGGGAGUUUAUUAAAAGAAACAUCAGAGGAGGAAUUUGCUGAAGCUACGGCCAAUGUUGACUUGAGCAUGAUCUUGCAUGAUAAGGAAAUUGUUGUGCAGAAUGAGCCUGUCCUUCCUGUUAAAGAGUGUGUACCAGAGUUUCAAAAUAAAAUUAGCCGCUAUGGUGAUAGUCCUUUUGAAGAAAAUCAAGAAGAUAGAUCCUCAAGUCAUUUAACGUCCACUUACUGGAAACCUUUGAAUUUGUCUGAGGUUGAAUUAUGCUCUGAUGCUGUUAUUGAAUAUCCGCUUGCUUCCAAACGUGAAAGGCCAUUUUGGAUGGACAAAUUACAGAAACAUCUUUUAUGUCUUGGAUGGAAAAUUGAGUGGUCAAAUAGAUUAAAUAUUAAACGUUAUAGGUAUAUUGCCCCUCCUGCGCAGGGCCAAAAGUGCUAUUUUUCACUCCUUCAAGUUUGUAAAGCUAUGAAACAGGACCCCAACAUGAACUCUUUGCAUCUCCAAAAUGACCGCAUUAUAAUGCAUCCUACAGUUGAUUGUCAUAUUUCAGAUGUGCCUGAUAAUCCAGCUGAAAAUAUUCAGAAUCUAGAUAUCCUUCCUCUAGCUGUGCCAUCUUCUCUAGUUGAAGUGCCUGCUAAUCCAGCUAAAAAUAUUCAGAAUCUAGAUAUCUUUCCUCUAGCUGUGCCAUCUUCUCCAGUUGAAGAUGAAGUUGAUGAUGUACCUGAGUAUUGUCCUCGGGCUGUUGUGCAGUAUUAUCGCUUGUACAUAUCCAAUAAGAGUCGGGCUGAAAAAAAACAAUGGAUAGUAAAGGCAAAGAAGCAUCUGUUAGCAGAGGGAUGGAUAUUUGACUAUCCACCUCCAUCUAAUAAAAGAAGGGGAAUAAUAUACAUGUCUCCUCAAAAUCGGAAAUUCACUACACUCCAUGCAGCAUGCAAAUUUUGUAUUGAAGAAAGUAUUCCUAAUUGGGACCUUGAAUGGAAGGCGAUGGAUGAAGGUGCUUCUAGUAGUAAAUCUACUACAAACCAAAAGAAGAAAAGCAAGAGGGAUUUGAAGGCCAACCUACCACCUAAGUUCCAAAGCAAUGGGUUACCUCUACAGGUGCUAAGAUCAAAUAAGAGGGUGCAAAAGGUUUCUGGCCCUGCUCAUUUACAUCAUAAGCCUCUAAAUAUUCCGUCUUUCUUGAUAGACAACGGUAUCAUCGUACCAAGGUCUAAGGUUUAUUAUAAGACAAAAGGCAGACACCGUACAGUCCGUACUUUGGCUGAGGGAAAAAUAACUGGCGAUGGAAUCAAGUGUAACUGUUGCCUCGCGAUAUACAGUUUUUCUGCAUUUGAAAACCAUGCUAGUGGCAGUAGUACCUGCAGACCCUCUGCUAGUAUCUUUUUGCAAGAUGGUAAGUCACUCUUGGAUUGCCAGAUGCAAAUGAUGCAAAGUCACAGGACAAGGGAAGCUAGUGGAAAAUCAUUAAGUGGUAUGUCUCUAGCUGAGAAUGACUACAUUUGUUCAGUUUGCCACUAUGGUGGUGAGCUUGUUUUAUGUGAUAAAUGUCCAUCUUCAUUCCACAAGACGUGUCUUGGUUUGAAGGAUAUCCCUGAAGGCGACUGGUUUUGUCCAUCCUGUCGAUGCGGGAUUUGUGGCCAGAGGAAAAUGGAUGGAGAUGAGGUUGAACAUUUUCUUCCUUGCAUACAGUGUGAACAUAAAUAUCAUGUUAGAUGCCUGAAAAAUGGAGCUUCAGAUACAUCAAGACAUAAUGGAAACUGGUUCUGUGGAAUAGAUUGUGAAAAGAUAUAUAAGGGCCUUCAUAAAUUAUUAGGAGAGCCAAUUCCAGUGCCUAACAAUCUAACUUGGACGUUGGUCAAGUUUAUCAAUCCAGACAAUUGUGAUCUUGUUAAUAUUGAAAGUGACUUAUUGGCAGAAAGUUACAGCAAACUCAAUCUUGCUCUUUCGUUGAUGCAUGAAUGUUUUGAGCCCCUAAAGGAAUCCUUGACUGGAAGAGAUCUUGUGGAAGAUGCUAUAUUCAGCAGAUGGUCAGAAAUUGUUAUCCUUCAAGACAUGGUCACUAUGUCAGAACUUAAUCGAAUAAAUUUCCAGGGAUUCUAUACUGUCUUACUUGAGAGAAAUGAAGAACUGGUUAGUGUGGCAACUGUUAGGGUCCAUGGGAAGAAAGUAGCUGAAAUACCUCUUGUUGGUACCAGAUUACAAUAUCGUCGACAUGGGAUGUGUCGCAUUUUAAUUAAUGAGCUUGAGAAGAAGCUCGUGCAACUAGGUGUGGAGAGGCUGGUUUUGCCAGCAGUUCCGAGUGUGCUAGAGACAUGGAUAAACUCUUUUGGCUUUACGAAGAUGACUAAUUAUGAGAGAUCUCAGUUUUUGGAUUACACUUUCCUAGAUUUUGAGGGUGCUAUCAUGUGCCGAAAGUUGUUGAUGAAUAUUGCAUCUUCAGAAUCACUUCUAUUAAUAGGUACAUCAGAGUCUGGGAGAUGUGUUGAUCACAGUAAGUCUAACCCAGUCUUUGAAGUGGAGGAGAUUGACGAAGAAGGGGCGAUGGAUCAACGAAUGGAAGAGUUCUUCGUUCCUAGAAAAAGGGGUAAUCAACCCUUCUGGGCCGUGAGUAUAUGCUCUCACGGGGCAAGUAUUGUGAGAUGCAAGUUGGAUUCUUACACAAUAGAUGCAUAUCACCGAGACAAUGCAACCACGGAAAGCUUGAGACACCACCGCAACACCCUCCACCAGCAGAGACCCAUGAUCCAUGCCAACCAAACCAACUGUGCACUCUUUGUGGGAACUUGGGUUGAAGAUGACUCAUACCCUCUCUACCAAUCCUCCAACUGCCCCAUCAUAGAUCCUCAGUUCAACUGCAAAAUGUUUGGGCGCCCAGAUUCUGAUUACCUCAGAUACAGAUGGAGACCCCUCAACUGUGAUCUCCCAAGGUUCAACGGGGAGGAGUUUCUGUUGCAAAUGAGAGGCAAAACUGUGAUGUUUGUGGGUGACUCACUGGGGCGCAAUCAAUGGCAGUCAUUGAUUUGCAUGACAUAUACUGCAGUUCCUCAAACACAAACACAGUUGGUCAGAGGGGAACCGCUCUCAACCUUCAGAUUCUUGGACUACGGUGUUACCAUUUCAUUUUACAGGGCUCCUUAUUUGGUAGAGAUUGAUGUGGUCCAAGGGAAGAGAAUUUUGAGGCUGGAGGAGGUUGAUGGGAAUGGUGACAUAUGGAAAAGUGCUGAUGUACUUUCUUUUAACUCUGGACAUUGGUGGGAGCAUCAGGGGUCUCUUCAAGGGUGGGAUUAUAUUGAAUUAGGAAGCAAAUACUACCCAGACAUGGAUCGUUUAGCAGCCUUCGAAAGGGGAAUGAGAACAUGGGCUAAUUGGGUGAACAACAAUAUUGAUAGAAGCAGAACCAAAGUAUUCUUCCUGGGAGUUUCUCCUUCACAUACCAACCCAAAUGAAUGGAAUUCUGGAGUGACAGCAGGACUAGCUACAAAGAACUGUUAUGGUGAAACUGCCCCAAUUAUUAGCACUGGCACAGCAUACCCUGGUGUAUACCCUGAACAGAUGAGAGUUGUGGACAUGGUGAUUAGAGAAAUGAACAACCCUGCUUUUCUUCUUGACAUCACAAUGCUAUCAGCAUUCAGGAAGGAUGCACAUCCCUCCAUUUACAGUGGUGAUUUGAACCCUCAACAGAGAGCUAACCCUGACUACUCUGCUGAUUGUAGCCACUGGUGUCUUCCUGGAUUGCCAGAUACUUGGAAUGAACUUUUCUACACUGCUUUGUUCUACUAA
Messenger RNA from Sphenostylis stenocarpa, 4698 nucleotides. The record is from the annotation of a GenBank genome assembly. Lineage: Eukaryota; Viridiplantae; Streptophyta; Magnoliopsida; Fabales; Fabaceae.